AUGGCGAUUCUAUCGACGGCUAAUAGCGCUCUCUGCCAUCCGAUUGCGUCAAUUCCGGCAUCCACGUUUCGUUCUCAUGGAUUUUCGAAGAGAAUUUCAGGAAACGGGCACUGGGUUCGCGAAAGGAGAAGACUUUCUGUGAAAUCGAGCAACUCAGAGUCGAAAACUGAUGAAGCAACUCCAAAACGGACUAGUGCGAGUGAAAACGCUACGGUAUCUUCUGAUACGAGCGGCAAUUCAUCGAGCUUCUUGUCUGUUCUCUGCCCAUUGCUUAAACUUUUCUCUGGAGGUGAUCCUUCAGGACAGCGGAAUCAUGCUCUGGAG
Messenger RNA from Microthlaspi erraticum, 324 nucleotides. NCBI's taxonomy places the organism in Eukaryota, Viridiplantae, Streptophyta, Magnoliopsida, Brassicales, Brassicaceae. The record is from the annotation of a GenBank genome assembly.